UGCUGUCACCUGAAGUUUUCCUCUCCUCAGAUCCGAGCCCGGACACUGCGAUGACAAUGAGGUUUUCCGACAAUUAUCCUCGCUGGGUCGUCAUCCUCCCCGUGCUGAUAGUUUUGACAACGCUGGCCCUCGCAGCAGACUCCUCGCUCUGGAGAAGGAUGGUCGCCAACCCUGACGGGGCUGCAGUGACUGGAAGACUCGACUUCAGUUCUGACUCUGUGAUAGCCUGCGCAGCGCAGGCAGCGCAGCGCGGCUCUGAUCUGCUCUGCCACGACGGUGUGAUGGCUUGUGUGAUCGUCCUGACGACGUCGCUGGUUGGGGUGCUUGGUGUGACCAACCACUCGUGGAACUGCUUCUUGAGAGGCCCGUGGUGCCGUCCCCCCUUCAUGCAAGUACGGGACUUGGGCUGCCUUCAGUUCGACAUCAACAAUCUGAUGAAUUUCUCAGAUGCGAGGACCGCCUGCCCGCCCCCCGCCACCCUCUGGUACCCCAAGUCCAACGAACAGGCCGCAACCAUCGCCGACUACCUCACCAACGAGAGGUACGCUGCCCCCGCUGGGGGAGUUUGUGGACCCUCGGUCCCUCUGCCGGACGGUUACCCUGGUCCCUGCCGCCCUAAGGGAACAGCCACCUGCUGCAACGCGACAGGUGUUUGUGGAGGUACCAUCGCCGACUGCACCUGCCCUACGUGUAUCAACUACGAGAAUGUAGCCAGGGCCUUCUGGACGGGAUUCCAAAAGAAAGCCGGCGUCUGGACGUACGACGACAACCGCACCGUGAUGGACACUCGAGGUGUGGCUCCGUGGGGCCCAAAUGACCCAACAAAUAAAUACGACUGUGCGGCGAUCUACAUCUAUCCCUUAUUCAACUAUAAUUACCAGUAUAUGGUUGUGCACUGCACCGUUUCUACUUACGCCAGCAUCUGCCGGUGGCCAGAAAUGCUCUAA
Molecule: messenger RNA, 947 nt
Organism: Hyalella azteca
Lineage: Eukaryota; Metazoa; Arthropoda; Malacostraca; Amphipoda; Hyalellidae
Exons: 5
Coding region: 51-947 (298 amino acids)
Source: RefSeq, a predicted model, not a curated record